This is a messenger RNA of Oncorhynchus kisutch (coho salmon), 4004 nucleotides long. RefSeq names its product cytochrome P450 2K6. NCBI's taxonomy places the organism in Eukaryota, Metazoa, Chordata, Actinopteri, Salmoniformes, Salmonidae. Gene Ontology annotation, biological process: xenobiotic metabolic process. The transcript is spliced from 10 exons. Gene Ontology annotation, molecular function: iron ion binding; heme binding; oxidoreductase activity, acting on paired donors, with incorporation or reduction of molecular oxygen, reduced flavin or flavoprotein as one donor, and incorporation of one atom of oxygen. The record is from RefSeq and is a predicted model, not a curated record. Bases 322 to 1827 code for a protein of 501 amino acids. Gene Ontology annotation, cellular component: cytoplasm; intracellular membrane-bounded organelle.
GGUGGUUUAGUGGAAAUAUGACCCUGGUGGUAAGUACGUUUAUAGAAUAAUUAAAGACUGGUUGGCGCGCGAUCUACAUGACUACACAGCUGUGACUUUGAGAGCUGGUGUCAGCGAGUCUAACAAUACAGUUCUGGAAAACCGUGAACUGAAGCCUCAGGAGCAAGGAGAGGACACAACAACUCUCAUUUCCUUCAGGAGGUUUCAAAGGAACAACGGAUACAGUAGCAUUCCUGGAAUGACUAUGAACUACGGCCUCUAACAAUAUUUAUUUCAAAGACAUCCCAAAUUGAGUCAGAAAAAAACGAUUAAAAACAAAAUAUGUCUGUUCUAGAAUUAUUUUCUCUAAGUGGCAUGUCCGUUAUGUUUAUUACCCUGAAUUUAAUCAUCCUCCUUUUCAUCAUCAAUCGAAACACAAACCCUAAGAAUUUCCCUCCAGGCCCCAGAGGUCUACCGCUGCUGGGGAACACCUUCAACCUGGACCUGAAGAGACCCUACCAAACCAUGAUGGAGAUGAAGGACAAGUUUGGACCCGUGUUCAGCAUUCAGAUGGGCUUGCGUAAGACCGUGGUUCUGUGUGGCUAUGAGAUGGUGAAGGAGGCCUUGGUCACUCAGGCUGAUCAAUUUGCUGAGCGGCCAGACAUCCCAGUAUUCAAACAGAUCACCAGAGGAAACGGAAUCAUAUUCGGCCAUGGGGACUCCUGGAGGACCAUUCGGAGGUUCACUCUGACGGUGCUCAGGGAUUUGGGAAUGGGAAAGAGGAACAUAGAGGAGAAAAUCAUCGAAGAGUCAGAAAACCUUGUAAAUAGCUUUGCAGCUCAUAACGGUGAUGGCUUCCAGACCACCAUUCCUCUGAAUGCGGCAGCGUCCAACAUCAUCGUCUCUCUGAUCAUGGGCCACAGGAUGGAGUAUGAUGACCCAAUCUUUAUUAAGCUCUUGGAAAUGAACUAUGAAAGCUUCAGGCUGACCAGUUCACCGUUCAUUCAGCUGUAUAACAUGUACCCAGUGAUCCACCCGCUGCCAGGGCCUCACCACAGAGUGCUGGCGUACCAGGACAACCUGAAGGCCUUCUUCAGGAAGAUUUUCAUCCAGCACAGACAGAUCCUGGAUGAGAAUGACUCCCGUAGCUACAUCGACACAUUCCUCAACAAGCAGCAGGAGGAAAAGGAUAAUCCCUAUUCCCACUUCCAUGAGUGGAACCUCCUGUGUUCCGUCACCAACAUGUUUGUGGCUGGGACGGAAACCACCUCCAGCACCCUGGCCUGGGCCUUGGCGUUCAUGAUCAAGUAUCCUGAAAUACAGAGUAAGGUCCAUGAGGAGAUAGACAAGGUGAUUAGUGGUUCCACGCCAAGGAUCCAGCACAGGCAGAUGAUGCCCUUCACCGACGCAGUGAUCCAUGAGACCCAGAGGUUCGCUGACAUCCUGCCCAUGGGCCUGCCCCACGAGACCACAGCCGACGUCAGCCUCAAAGGCUUCUUCAUACCUAAGGGGACCUACAUUAUCCCACUGCUGAGGUCAGUACACCGUGAUAAGGCUCACUGGGAGAAGCCGGAUGAUUUCUACCCUCACCACUUUCUCAACGUCGAUGACAAGUUUGUCAAGAGGGAGGCUUUCAUGCCCUUCUCCGCAGGUCGUAGAGUGUGUGUAGGCGAGACUCUGGCCCGCAUGGAGCUCUUCCUCUUCUACACCUCCCUCAUGCAGCGUUUUUCCUUCCUUCCCCCCAUCGGGAUGACUGCUGACGACGUGGACAUCUCCACCUGUGGGGGCCUGAGCCUCGCCGCCCCACCCAUCAAAGUACGGGCCCUGCCUCGUUUCCAUGACCCCUAGGGAAUUACCCCAACAGCCUUGUAUUUCAGAUUUUCCUGUGUUAAGGACAGUUAUCACUUUGAGAUGUCAGUAAUCAGUAGGAUACCUCAUCUGCCUUGAAUCUAAAACACUCAGGACUAACCAUUAAAAACACAACUGUACAAAACUAGUUUUGUAAAUUUAACUGUACUGACAAUUAUUGUACAGUCAAGCAAUGGAUAUAAAUGUAUCAAACUUAUCUAGACAAUGACAAGGUCAUUUCAAAUCCUAACAAAAGUAUCAUUUUAUUUUGUUAAAUUGUCUGCAGAAACAGAACGAUCGACUGAAACAAUCUAGCAAACAUGACAAUUGUUCUAACAAUAAAAUCUGCACAAAUAUAACAGGUUGAGCUUCUGUUAAUCACUGGAAAAGCUCAUUAAAGACUUCUCAAAUCUCUGUCUUGCCAUACAAAGUAUCAAAAUGUGCUAUUCCUCAUAACAAAAUUAAGUCGGUACAAAGUUAGAAAAGAAAAAAGCAUUUACAGAAAUAGUGUUUGGUAAAACAUUGCAACACUGUAACUUUAGCAAUAGCAGCAUAAAUAAAUGCAAACUAGGUCAUUAUUUUUGUGUCUAGAAUUUUAACAAUUACAAAACACUUAACUUAGAAGAAAUGUGAAUCACAAACACAUCCACAUCAUUUAGUGAGGACUUUGUAAAACAGUCUCAGGUUGACCUCUUUCUCACUCCUCCUCUUCCUCUUCCUCAUUCCUCUGUCCAAAGGGAAGAGCCGUCUGGCCACGGUCCGGGUCUUUCAGCCGCAGGAUCCGGAUCAGGUUGUUGACUGGGAGAGAGCUAUAGGGAACACAACCACCAACCAAGACAUUUAUUUUAAGUACACUAUUUUUGAUAAAUUGAAUAUGCAAAUGAGAGAUAAUUAGGCAAAGCCAUGAUAUAGAUUAAGCAAUAAGGCCCAGGGGGGUGUGGUACAUGGCCAAUAUACCAAUGCAAAGGGCUGUUCUUAUGCACGACUCAACGCGGAGUGCCCGGAUACAGCCCUUAGAUGUGGUAUAUUGGCCCUGAGGUGCGUUAUUGCUAUUAUAAACUUGUUACCAACAUAAUUAGAGCAGUAAAAAUAAAUGUUUAGUCAUACCUGUGGUAUACGGUCUGAAAUACCACGGCUGUCAGCCAAUAAGCAUUCAGGGCUCAAACCACCGUUUAUAAAAUAGAACAGAGAUGCUUAAUGAAAUACCACGGCUGUACCAAAAUACCACACAGGAGGGUGAUGGAAGGCUACAAUACCUCAUGCUCUGUGGGGUGAGGAAUAUGAACUGUCGGUAACGUUGGCUAGAAGCGAUUUUCAACAUCAUGUCCAUGGAUAUCCUUCGGUUCACCAUGUCCUAAAAAGACAGUUACAUCUACUGACAGACAGUGUCAACAGAACAGAACGAUUGACUGAAAUAACAGAGCAAAAAUAUGAAGAACAAUGUGUCAAUCUUAGCCGUCCUCACAGUGUAGGCUACAGAAGACACCUGAGCUUAGAUUAAAAGUAAGUUCAUAUUUGAAAUGUAUUUAAUUGACUGAAGCAACUCAAAGGGAUACUUCGGGAUUCAGGCAAUUGCCGGCAAGCCUUUUUUUCUACUUACCCAGAGUCAGACAAACAUAUGAAUACCAUUUUUAUGCUACCUUCAACUUCCUUCAAACUGCACGCAGGGACAUAAAAACGGUAUCCAGCAGUUUGUCUGACUUUGGGUAAGUAGUGUUGGAUUCUAUCUUGAAAUAUACUUAUUCCGGUCACUAUAUUAGAACGGACUGAUCACUUAGCAUGUAUGUAAGGGGUCAAUGAAAGGUGAAUAGGUACUGUGUGUAUGGAAAGUUACUGAGUGAGACAAAGGGAAGGAGAGAAAGUGUCUCUGUUCAAACAUGUUGUUGCUGAAUAUUAAUAAUGAGCAUCAGUUCCUGAUAAUACAGGCCAGCUGCUGUAGAACUAGGUCAAGAAGGGAUGUGGAACUCAACUCGAGAUAAGGUCAACAGUUGAAGAGAGAAGAAACCUCUGGGAUGGGGGCCAGAGAUCACCCGGAGGAACAGGGAUGAAUUGCUUAUCUUAGACAUACAAGGAGGUGACUUCUAGUCAACAGUUAUAAAUAUAUACUUGUGUGACUUGUAUGUUGUGUUUUGCAGAUGAAGAACUCAGUGGGUUGAAUAAACUUGGUUUGAGCUUUU